GAGCUUGGGAGGUUCAGCUACUGGUCUGCUGGGGAGGAAGGAGUUAAGUGGUGCCGCUGUCACCUGAGCUGGGCCUCAGAUCACCUGGCUCCAGGUUCCCCUUGGAAGGAGGUGGAGCUGAGCUGCCCCUGGGCCCCUGGCUGCCUCAGGCCUGGGUGAGUCCUGCUGAGGAGGUCUAGGGGGAUACCCCUGGCUAGGAAAAGGGUUUUUACUGGGGAUUCUCACUGAGUCUCUGUCCCCAGGCCCCAGCUAUGGCCCUGCCCCCACCUCUGGGCCCUAGACCCCCCUCAGAGCCCCUCAGCCACCCCCCUGGAGCCCCUCGGGAACUGAGUAUGGUUGGGUGCGCCAUCUGCCUGGCAUCUGGAGAGGAGAGAAUCAGGCCAGAACAGGCCCAGAAACCAGGGCAGGACUCCUUGGACCCUCCUGAGCAUUUCCAGUGUGGGCUGAGGGGCACUGAGCCUGCCGCUGGCCCUCCCAGACCGCCAGCACCCUCUUCGCAUGAGGAGCCAGCUGGGGGCAAACACUGUGAGUGCCCCAUCUCUGGCCGGGAGGUGUUGGAGGCUGAACAGGAGAGGCUGCACCUUUGCCUGUUGGGGCUGGGCCUCCAGCUUCAGGACCUGGAGCGAGGCCUGGGGUCCUGGGCAUCGGCCCAGAGCAGGAUGGUCCAGCUGCAGGCCCUACAGGCAGACCUGCGUGGGGCAGCUGAGCGUGUGGAUGCAUUGCUGGUGUUCAGUGAAGGGCUGGCGCAGCAGAGUGAGCCCCAGGCCCGGGCAUACCUGGAGCAGGUCCUGAGGGCCCUCGGAGCCCACCGAGACAGCAUCUUCCGGCGGCUGUGGCGGCUGCAGGCCCAGCUGGUCAGCUACAGCCUGGUGUUCGAGGAGGCCAACAUACUGGACCAGGACUUGGAGGUCGAGGGGGAAUCGGACGGGCCAGGACCUGGUGGGGUCUGGGGGCCCCGGGCACCCAGUAGCCUCCCCACUCCUGCAGAGUUGGAGUGGGACCCAGCAGGGGACAUUGGGGGCCUCGGGCCCUGGGGACGAAAGACAGUCUGGACAGCAGGGGCUCCCUGUGAGCUGUGUGGUCACAAGCGCUCCCAGGGCAGGGGACAAGGCCUUGAGGUGAGAGCAGGACCCCACACUGCUCUGUCCCCACAGGACAUGCUCCUGUCAGACCUUAGCCACCGGAAACACUUAGCAGGUCACCGAAGACGCUCGCUGCUCCGGAAGUCUCAGAACAAGAAGAGGCAAGCUUCUCCCCAUCUCCAGGAUGUGAUGCUGGAGGUGGACGCUGGAGCCCCUGCUCCUGCAUCCAGGUGGCCCCUGACCUCCCUCCUUCUCCUUCUCCUCUUCCUUCUCCUGGUGGGUGCCACAUUGCUCCUGCCCCUGUCAGGGGGGCCCUGCUGGUCUCCCUCCCGACUGGCCAGGACACCUUACGUGGUGCUCAGCUAUGUCAAUGGUCCCCCCCCAGUCUGAGGAUGCAGCCCAGGCAUGUGUAAUAAAUGGUCACUGUCAAA
Molecule: messenger RNA, 1513 nt
Organism: Ceratotherium simum simum (southern white rhinoceros)
Lineage: Eukaryota; Metazoa; Chordata; Mammalia; Perissodactyla; Rhinocerotidae
Gene: SYNE4
Product: spectrin repeat containing nuclear envelope family member 4
Biological process (GO): establishment of epithelial cell apical/basal polarity
Cellular component (GO): nuclear outer membrane; nuclear envelope; meiotic nuclear membrane microtubule tethering complex
Source: RefSeq, a predicted model, not a curated record